AUGCUCGCCACGGCGGCCACCGUGCGGAUCCUGAUCAAGGGGGGGAAGGUGGUGAAUGAUGACUGCACACUGGAGGCCGACGUCUACAUUGAGAACGGCAUCAUCCAGCAAGUGGGGCGUGAGCUGAUGAUCCCUGGUGGCGCCAAGGUCAUCGACGCCACCGGCAAGCUCGUCAUCCCUGGUGGCAUCGACACCAGCACCCACUUCCACCAGACCUUCAUGAACGCCACUUGUGUGGAUGACUUCUACCAUGGCACCAAGGCAGCCCUGGUGGGGGGGACAACGAUGGGGAUCGGCCACGUCCUGCCAGACCAGGAGACCUCACUGCUGGAAGCCUACGAGAAGUGCCGUGGCUUGGCUGACCCCAAGGUCUGCUGUGACUAUGCCCUGCACAUGGGCGUCACUUGGUGGGCACCCAAGGUGAAGGCGGAGAUGGAGACACUGGUGCGGGAGAAGGGGGUGAACUCCUUCCAGAUGUUCAUGACCUACAAGGACCUCUACAUGCUGCGGGACAGUGAGCUCUACCAGGUCUUCCGGGCUUGCCGUGACUUCGGGGCCAUUGCCCGGGUCCACGCUGAGAACGGCGAACUGGUGGCUGAGGGAGCCAAGGAGGCGUUGGACCUGGGCAUCACUGGCCCAGAGGGCAUCGAGAUCAGCCGGCCAGAGGAGCUGGAAGCUGAAGCCACCCACCGUGUCAUCACCAUUGCCAACAGGACCCAUUGCCCCGUCUACCUGGUGAAUGUCUCCAGCAUGUCUGCAGGGGACGUCAUUGCUGCUGCCAGGAUGCAGGGGAAGGUGGUCUAUGGCGAGACCACCACGGCGCACGCCACGCUCACUGGUCUGCACUACUACCACCAGGACUGGUUCCACGCUGCCGCCUUCGUCACCGUGCCCCCGCUGCGCCUCGACACCAACACCUCCGCCUACCUCAUGAGCCUGCUGGCCAAUGACACACUGGCAGUGGUGGCCUCAGACCACCGUCCCUUCAGCACCAAGCAGAAGGCCAUGGGCCGAGAGGACUUCACCAAGAUCCCCCACGGUGUCAGCGGGGUGCAGGACCGCAUGAGCGUCAUCUGGGAGCGUGGCGUGGUGGGGGGGAAGAUGGACGAAAACCGGUUCGUGGCUGUCACCAGCUCCAACGCUGCCAAGCUCCACAACCUGUACCCCCGCAAGGGCCGCAUCGUCCCUGGCGCCGAUGCCGACGUCGUCGUCUGGGACCCCGAGGCCACCAAGACCAUCUCAGCCAGCACCCAGGUGCAGGGUGGGGACAUCAACCUGUACGAGAACAUGCGGUGCCACGGGGUGCCUCUGGUGACCAUCAGCCGCGGGCGGGUGGUCUAUGAGAACGGGGUCUUCAUGUGUGCUGAGGGCACGGGGCAGUUCUGCCCCCUCCGCUCCUUCCCCGACACGGUCUACAAGAAACUGGUGCAGCGGGAGAAGUGCCGGGGGGUCCAGCUUGGGGGUCACAGGGCAGGGAUCACCCUGAACAUGCCCCACCCAUACCUUAUUGCUGGGGGAGGGGUUCAGCGUGGCAUUGCCAGGGGCUCUCAGAUCGAUGACCACGUCCCGAAGCGAGCGUCGGCCCGGAUCCUCGCCCCCCCCCGGGGCCGGUCGAGCGGCAUUUGGUAG
Messenger RNA from Chaetura pelagica (chimney swift), 1629 nucleotides. It is a transcript of the gene DPYSL5, whose product is annotated as dihydropyrimidinase-like 5. NCBI's taxonomy places the organism in Eukaryota, Metazoa, Chordata, Aves, Apodiformes, Apodidae. The record is from RefSeq and is a predicted model, not a curated record. The coding region runs from base 1 to 1629 and encodes 542 amino acids. The transcript has 12 exons. Gene Ontology annotation, cellular component: cytoplasm; cytosol. Gene Ontology annotation, molecular function: hydrolase activity, acting on carbon-nitrogen (but not peptide) bonds, in cyclic amides.